UGGGCUGCCUCUGAUAGGCCUGCGCGUAUCUACAGAAUCAUUAGACAACCAUCAGGGCGGAAGUCUCACUUUAGAAAGCCACAUAAAACCAAGUAGGGACAAACAAGCCAAUUUGUCGCAGGUAUCUUAGCCAAGGCGUGUACAUACAUCUUAAGUGGCUACCCGUUAUCAGUAGGAGAAUACACACACAGAAGAAAGCUGUAUAGAUAGAGAUGUAUUUUAAACCUGAAAGCUUUUCCAUGUUAACAAAACACAAUGUCAAAAGAAAUACCUGAUUAUUAAAGUCAGACAAUCACUGUGGAUACUGUGACUAAGACGCAGUGUGUGACUGAGAGAACUUUACAAUGAUAAAUCUGAAGAAUACUGCAGGAUUCUUUGUCUUAAAAUCAGAUGAGUGGCAGUACACAUUUGAAAUCUGACAUGGAUAAUAAUCUCCAAGAAUCUUGAGGAAACGUUCAGUUACCAUUCUUCAACAGGGCCCAAAUACUCCAAGGAGAAAUCAUAUUGAAAGCCGGACUACCCAGUGGGCAUUAACCAUGACAACAACUGCUUCUGAGACAGAGACUGCAGCGAACAGCUUGAUAUACAGCUUAGAUGACCAGUCCGACCUGAAUAGUUACAUACAAGGCUGGAGCAACUUCUCCAGAAACAAGACCUUCAGUGAACAGGUCACGCCUGGUCCAAGUUACCUUCAUCAGAUGGAGCAGCAGAUGGAAUACCAGCUCUCUGUGUCUCUCAUCCAGUGGGUGUUUCCAUUCCUCAUCCUCCUUGGCACCGUUGGUAAUGGACUCAGUCUGACCAUCAUGCUCCAGAGAGAGAUGAGACAGACUUCCACCUGUUUUUAUCUGGCUGUGCUUGCAAUUGCAGAUACAACUGUCCUCUACAUCAGUGCCUUCAAGACCUGGCUGAGAACAGUGUCUGGCUUUGAGUUGCUCCAUGUCUCACAGGCUUCUUGUAAAAUCACCAUGUUUCUUGCCUACUUCAGCACUCACUUCUCCGCCUGGAUCAUUGUGGCUGUCACAGUGGAGAGAUUUCUGGCAGUGUGGUUCCCUCUCAAAGCUGGAACCAUGUGCAGUGUGUCCCGAGCUAAGUUUGGCACUAUGGUCAUAGCUGGCCUAGUCCUCCUGAUCAACUGUCAGAUCCUCUGGACGGCUGAACUAAAAACUGCGCCAUCAAGCUCACUCAGUGAAACAAAACUAAUGUGUGUUCCCUACAAAGAUUAUGCUGAAUUUGUUUGUGAACUUUUGGCUUGGAUGAAUCUUAUUCUCUACUCCUUCCUCCCAUUUGGAUUCCUACUUCUGUUCAACAUCCUUAUCAUUGUCAACCUGCUGAAGCACCGACAGGUCCUGACAAGCACGAUGACCAAGGAUGACCAACAGAUGCGGUCAUCUCACAGGAAACUGGCCAUUACCCUCCUGAGCGUUUCCUUUGCCUGGAUUGUGACAACAAUGCCCAGCACUCUCUUCUUGGUGUUCAAACCUCGUCCUGAGUCUGUAACCCAUGCUGCCCAGCAGCAGCUGGUCAGAGUCAUCUGCUAUAGCCUGCUGUAUGUCAAUCAUGCCAUCAACUUCUGCCUGUACUGCAUCACUGGGAACAGGUUCCGUCAUGAGCUGAACAGGCUGCUGUGUAGGAAGCCCACGACCUCUCCACGUGCCACUCUCACCUUCAAAAACAGUGGCAGUGGACAGGACAGUUCAGGCUAUCCCCUCAUGGAGAAUGUCUACAUGAAUGCAAUGUCCAGUGAACAGUCAAACAGUAACUAAAUAUCUAUGGGCUGGAUCUGCUUAUGGUGGAAGGCAAGAGAAGGGAUAAACAUAGCAUCAACUAUAACAUUGGCUGUAGUGUCAAACAAUAUGAGCAAGUGUCUCACAGGGAAGGAUACCUUUUCAGUUCUACAAGAAGAACAAUCCUUACUCAUUUGAAAUCAAAUUAAGGAUGCCUACACAAUAUUUCUAAUCUAACAACAAACACACUAACCCAAUACAAUGAUAAAUGCUUAACAUCACAUGUUUGGUGUGCGAAUGUUAUUCCUAAUCUCAAUACCAGGGUUUAUCUCUUGCCCUACUAAGAACACAAUAAAUGUGUCACAUGCUGCAAUUCACCCCUUUACAGUACUUUGAUUGGUAACAAAUGUUAUAUUUAGGAAUUUGUAUCUUGCACAUCAGAUCCUUCAUCUUUACAGAUGGAACCUCAUGGAUACAUAUAAGCCAUGUGGAUGUGAUACUAAGAAGUUAAGAACAGUGGCAUUCUCUACACUCAACAGUGUAUCAGUGGAUACAUCCUUUUCAUUUGAAACCAGAGCAAUAUUCCUGCAGCUCCAGCCCUUGCUGUCUACAUUACACAACUUUUUUGGUACAGUCCAGGAUGCUCUUUUUACCAAGACUUCACAGAGCGUCAUACAACUCUUGCUCAGAAGUUGUUUGAUCAAGGUUACAAAAUUCAUUGUGGAGGACAUUUCUAAAUUUGACGCAUCAGUGACAAAAAUGAUGUCCGAUGUUAUUCCUUAUUUGACUUGAACCAUGUGUUCCUGUGUAGUUUUCAGGUGAACAAGUGACUUGUCUUUGAAUGUGUUUGCGAUGGGUGCCACCCGUGGGGCAGGAUAUGCUCACCUAUUUGCAAACACCUGGUAUCACUAUUUAGUAGUGCUUCAUAUACACAGGCUUGUGAUAUAGUCAGAAUCUUACAAUCAACUGGCAGAGAUUACAUAUGAAUAUGGAAAGGCUUUUUGUCGAUAUUAUUCUGUGAAAUCCUAUGACAUAUACUAUUAUACUAUUAAACUAUUAUAUUAUGUGUAAUUUGCAAUUGUAUAUACUGUGGCCAUUAAUUCUGAACAAAAGUGAUAAAGUCAAAUCAAAUUCAUAGCAUCCUUGCACUGUCAAGUGUAUCUUUCCAGAGUGUCCAGUACACAGGUCAGAGAUCCCCUCCAAGAUAUUGUACAGUAGAACAUGGAUAUAAAGAACUACAAGGAACCUGAGAAAUCAGUUCAUUAUAUACAUUAUUUGUUACAUACCUUUUCGCUGGGAAAAGUCCGACAUCUUGGAUAAAGCAAAACACUAUACCCGUAAUUGCAGCAUUGACUUGUAUUAGCAGUGAUCACUUCAUAGCAUUUUACAGACAAGAUAAGUCCAAAUACAUGUAUGGGUAAGAUUAACAUAAAGCAAGUUUAACAAGGUUAAAUUGUCGCCACUGAUUUCGCACAGCCAAUUGUCAGUGACAGUUGACACUGAGUGAGGUUUCUAUGUUCGCUGUACACAUCACUUAUAAGUGGUAUUUGGGCUUGUUGGGGAUCAAAUAUCAGUUCGCUAUAUACGUUAGUUCGCUGUAUAGAGUUCAUUAUGUAUGUCAAUUUUAUAUGAUAAUAUAUAGGAGAUAAAUCGGGAUUUUGUAGUUUUGGUUUGGUUUGUUGUUUAACGCCGCACUCAGCAAUAUUCCAGCUAUAUGAUGGUGGUCUGUAAAUA
Haliotis rufescens (red abalone) is the source of this 3458-nucleotide messenger RNA. Its product is annotated as growth hormone secretagogue receptor type 1-like. Gene Ontology annotation, molecular function: G protein-coupled receptor activity. Lineage: Eukaryota; Metazoa; Mollusca; Gastropoda; Lepetellida; Haliotidae. Gene Ontology annotation, cellular component: plasma membrane. Bases 537 to 1763 code for a protein of 408 amino acids. Gene Ontology annotation, biological process: G protein-coupled receptor signaling pathway. The record is from RefSeq and is a predicted model, not a curated record. The transcript has 2 exons.